Molecule: messenger RNA, 2262 nt
Organism: Carya illinoinensis
Lineage: Eukaryota; Viridiplantae; Streptophyta; Magnoliopsida; Fagales; Juglandaceae
Product: protein WVD2-like 7
Exons: 9
Coding region: 270-1835 (521 amino acids)
Source: RefSeq, a predicted model, not a curated record
AAAGUGAACGUUGCAGAGAUUUUGUUUAUUAAUUUCGAUUUGUGGGACCCAUACCGAGCUGAAAAAGAUUUCCAAAGUACCUGGUUGGGAGAAGGAGACCCCACUUUAGAGUUUAGAAAUAAAAAGAUUCCACACUGCGCUCUUUCUCAAUUUGCUUGUGGUCUAGUUUUCAACAACGUGGACUCGCUUCUUUCCAUUUGAAUUUCAAAUUUAAACGGUCUACAAAAGAGGAAAAGACCGCAUAGAACAAUAGCUGCUCUUGAAGAAACAUGGGAGACUCAGCUUGUCUCAUGCAACCGUUCUCCUACACUUCCGGAAUUCGUAAUGGAGCCAAUGAGGGAAACCCCAUUCAUGCUCUGGGGCAUUCAAUCUCAUUUGGGAGGUUCAUGUCAGAGUCCUUAGCUUGGGACAAAUGGUCUACCUUCUCUCACAACCGCUAUGUUGAAGAGGCGGAAAGGUACUCCCGGCCUGGCUCAGUAGCUCAGAAGAAAGCUUUCUUUGAAGCUCAUUACAAGAAAAUCGCUGCUCAAAAGGCGGCAGCCCUGCUUGAACAAGCAAAUGCUGCAUCAAAGAAUGAAGCAGCUGAAAAAGGUGGAGUUAAUAAUGUUAGUACCCAUGAUUCGGAGAUGGCGAGUCCAAAUUCCAACGACGUUGCUGACCAACAACAUGAAGUCAAGGCUCCAUAUACUGGGGUGUAUUCCAAUGUCAAUGACAAUGUGUAUAGUUCAAACGUUGACAAGGAUAAAGUUGAAAAUAGAAUUGCGGAUGAAGCUGAUCUUGUACCUGAAAACAAAGUUAUUUUGACCAAUCACUUAGAAGUUGAACAAUCAAGCCAGCUUUGGGAUGUUGAUAAUCAAAGGACAACUGGAACAGAUCUCGAAGGAACACGCCAAAUGGAGAAACCUCUAUUGAAGAGUUCAAGCUCAAAUCAAGAUUCUUUGUCAUCGAUGAGCAAGGAAAAACCAUCACUUUCUUCCUUAGAGUCAGUGAUUCAUGAUAGAGCAAUCAAGGUCCCAUCUUCACCUGCCAAACACACGGCUCCUAUAUUUUCCAAAAAGGAUCAUGAUGCUACUCCCAUGAGUAUGAAAUUCUCAGUAUACUCCGCAGAUAAGAAGAGAUCAACUCCAAAAUCACAUCAUAAGUCAGCCACUUUCACUCCACUUAGAGAAAUUAAUAGGUUAUCUUCAAAAGUUAUCCGGAAGAUUGAAAGUUCAAAAGUUGGUGCUAGUUCUUCUAAGGCAUCUAAAGACUGCUCGACUCCUUUGAGGACCCCAACUACGGUAUCUAAGAAUGAGGUACAAAGGCAUCCUUCAGCUACCCCUAGGUCAGAGGCCAGAAGGGCCACUACACCGCUUGAUCCCUCAGCCUCUAGAAGUAUAAAAGUCAGCCAAAAAUGGCGCUUGCUCCCUACUGAAACUAAAAUGCAGUCCCCAACUUUAUCCACCCCUUUCAGCUUCAGGACGGAGGAAAGAGCUGCAAGAAGAAAGAAGAAGCUAGAAGACAAAUUCAAUGCUAAUGAUGCACAAAAAUUGCAGCUGCAGACAAAACUCAAGGAGAAAGCAGAAAUAGAAAUUAGAAAACUGCGCCAAAGCCUUUGCUUCAAAGCCAGGCCACUGCCUAAUUUUUAUAAGGAAAGAAAAGAGCAACAGGAUGAGAUAAAGAAGGUUUCAUUGACACAUCUGCAAUCACCCAAGCUAGGAAGAAAGCCCAGCAUCAUGGUAGAGAGCACAUCCCCUCUACCUCCUCAGAGGCUUUCAAUAAAAAGAAAUGGCUCCAAGCAUGUUCAUGGAAAGGAUUGUCGAACUCCAACUCAUUCUUUCACUCCACAACUGUAGAUACUAACAAGAAUAUAAUGUUCAGAUGGAAGGCUGGAAACACAAAUGUUACAUAGAUCUAGAGAGCAGAAUGUCAUCGAACAACGUUGAAUGCAAUUCGAUAGUACCAUCGCCACUUGAAGCUUGGAGAGAGUUCCACAUUUUUGCGAUAAUCCAGCAUGCCAAAAAGUAAAUGCCUGGGAGAGAUUUCACAUGUAUGCAGAUGCCCCAAUCAGGGAAAUUGUCUGUUUAAACGUUCACUCGGUUGAAGGAACAGAAAUGACCCAAGUAUCUCUCAUAUGUGAUAUGUUAUGACAGGAAUGUUAGGAAAUGAGCAGUGGCUUAUUUGUUUUUACGUUUCAUACGUUUUUGAGACAAAAAGAUAUUGUUGCCGAACUCCAAGAAUGGAGGAGCCAUUAAUAAACUUAAGAUAUGCUACUGUGACCCA